CUUCAGCCGCCGAGCGGCGUUAGCGCCGUUGGCGCGCGAAACUGUGCGCGCGCGGCGGUUCACAGGAGGAAGCUGCAGAGAAUCAGACUCAGUGCAGUUAAUUACGGGUCAAAGCGGAACUAGCGUCCCGCCGCGUCACAGAGCCAAAACAUGCGAAGGUGUUCGGUGGAACUACCGGACAACCGGGGGGUUCACGAAUGAAAUACACAGAAGAACGUAGCUAAAGUUACGUUUAGUUUGUGAUUCUGUUCUGAGAUGGCUUCAUUAGCGUUGGUGGUAUAGUGGUUAGCAUAGCUGCCUUCCAAGCAGUUGACCCGGGUUCGAUUCCCGGCCAACGCAGAGCUUCUUUUCCUCCCUGUAGUGCAGAUUCCUUUAUAAAUAAAUCUACUUUGAUUUUUUUAAACCCGUUUAAACUCAUACGACGAAGAAGAACACGGGUCCAAUACCGGCCAUCAUCGCACAGCGGAGCCAAACUUGGGCGGUGACGUCAGUGAGAAGUUCUGGCAUAUUAAAAGGCCUCAGCGAUGGGACGCUACUUUCACAGUGAAGUCCACAUCCUCAGUCCAUGGGACCAGGUGGUAGCCGCCUUCUGGCAGCGAUAUCCGAAUCCGUACAGCACGCAUGUUCUGACUGAGGACGUCCUGUACCGGGAGCUCACCCCCAACAACCACCUGUUGUCACGGCGACUGCUGACCAAAACCAACCGGCUGCCGGGCUGGGCGGAGCGGGUCUUCCCCGCCCACGUGGCGCGCGCGGUCUACGUGCUGGAGGACUCCAUCGUGGACCCACAAACCCACACGUUCACCACCAAGACCUGGAACCUGAACCACAACAAGCUGAUGGUGGUGGUGGAGACGUGUCUGUUUGAGGAGGAUCACAGUCGGCCAUCUUGGACCAAACUAAAGAGAGAAGCCUGGAUCUCCUCUGCUGUUUACGGCCUGGGCCGACCCAUUCAGGAGUUUGGUCUGGCCCGGUUCAGAAGUAACCAGGCCGAAGCCUUGAGGGGCCUGGAGCUGGCGCUGCUCAGGAUGCAGACUGAAGCCCCUCCCAAUCACCAUGGUAACCAGGACGAGUCAUCAGAGAAGCACAAGCCCAUCCCAACAAAAGCCACGCCCACACCAAAACCCCACCCAUUUAUCUAAGCCUGAGGGGCGGGGCUUCAACUCAGGCUUUACUGUGAUUGGUUGGCCGUUUUCUUAUAUGGACUGUUCCUGAUCACGUUUAUUUAUUCCUAAUUUCAUAUUUGUAAAUCUGCAAAGCACAGAAAAAUCACAGAUGUAAGAAUUUUGGGGAAUAUUUUUUCCAGAUGGAGCUUCGUUAAGGAAGAUUCUGUUUUUUAUUCUGGAUUUAACUUAAAUAAAUGCAACUUUGUGUGUUUUUGUUUAGCUAAUGAACAGGGACUGUUUUGUGCUGUAAAUAAAGUGAUGUCAUGACUGUCGAAACCUCCUGUUGCCAUGGUUACGCCUCCGUUUCUGCUGGCAGGUGAGAUGAGUCAGAACGUCUGGAUGGGAGCCGUGAAGUAAAAGGCUAUAAUGAAAUUCACUCUUAUUUUAUUCUGAAACUUUUCUGACCUUUCAAAGUAAAACAGCAGCUUCUUCCAGAGAUAAUAGACAAACGAGUGAAGGCAGACCUGGAUAAAUUCACAAACGACUGAAAACAAAAAUACAAAAAUAAAAGCUUAUGACCACAGA
Oryzias latipes (Japanese medaka) is the source of this 1691-nucleotide messenger RNA. RefSeq names its product PRELI domain-containing protein 1, mitochondrial-like. Gene Ontology annotation, cellular component: mitochondrial intermembrane space. The record is from RefSeq and is a predicted model, not a curated record. Lineage: Eukaryota; Metazoa; Chordata; Actinopteri; Beloniformes; Adrianichthyidae.